AUGAACGGAGACGACGCCUUUGCAAGGAGACCCAGGGAUGAUGCUCAAAUAUCAGAGAAGUUACGAAAGCAUCCCUGGAGACAAGUCUCUGAUCUUGCACUUCAUUUGGUGACUCCCACUCCAUUCUGGAAGGUGAGAAGAGAGCCAGUUAGCAGCAUUAAAGCCCUACUGUGUGGCAGGGGAGAAGCUAGGGAAGGUCCUCAUGCCUUCGAUGAUAUUGCCAAAUACUUCUCUAAGAAAGAGUGGGAAAAGAUGAAAUCUUUGGAGAAAAUAAUCAAUGUGUUUAUGAAGAUAAACUAUGAGGUCAUGACUAAACUAGGUUUCAAGGUCACCCUCCCACCUUUCAUGUGUAGUAAAAGAGCUGCAGACUUCCAAGGGAAUGAUUUUGAUAAUGAUCGAAACCUCAGGAAUCAGGUUGAACGUCCUCAGAUGACUUUCGGCAGGCUCCAGAGAAUCUUCCCGAAGGUGACACCAACAAAGCCAGCAGAGGAAGGAAAUGAUUUGAAGGGAGUGUCAGAGGCAUCUGGCCCACAGAAUGAUGGGAAACAGCUGUGCCCCCCAGGAAAUCCAAGUACCUCUGAGAAGAUUAACAAGACAUCUGGACCCAAAAGGGGGAAACAUGUCUGGACCCACAGACUGCGUGAGAGAAAGCAGCUGGUGAUUUAUGAAGAGAUCAGCGACCCUGAGGAAGACGACGAGUAA
Messenger RNA from Pongo pygmaeus (Bornean orangutan), 702 nucleotides. RefSeq names its product protein SSX4-like. Gene Ontology annotation, cellular component: nucleus. The record is from RefSeq and is a predicted model, not a curated record. The transcript is spliced from 9 exons. Gene Ontology annotation, biological process: regulation of DNA-templated transcription. Lineage: Eukaryota; Metazoa; Chordata; Mammalia; Primates; Hominidae. The coding region runs from base 1 to 702 and encodes 233 amino acids.